Gorilla gorilla gorilla (western lowland gorilla) is the source of this 1480-nucleotide messenger RNA. Its product is annotated as amyloid beta A4 precursor protein-binding family B member 1-interacting protein-like. Lineage: Eukaryota; Metazoa; Chordata; Mammalia; Primates; Hominidae. The transcript is spliced from 4 exons. The coding region runs from base 990 to 1472 and encodes 160 amino acids. The record is from RefSeq and is a predicted model, not a curated record.
UUUUUUUAAGCAAUUGCAGAAAUCAGUCUUCUUUCCAGUUUCGAAAAUCCUCACAAGCCAUGGGCGAAAGAGGAUCCUUUGGAUGCCAGAGAGUGCACGAAGCACAUUGGGUUACAGUAAUUGUAAAAUAAUUCAUAGUCAUAAUUCGUAAUGAGGAAACCUGAAAGUUGCUCGAAGCUAUCAAUGAAUGAAAGGUGGGGCAGGGGAGCUUUGGGGGCGGAGCCUUGUCAGCCAGUGCCUGGACUCGCACGUCACAAAUGGAAAGGCGGCCCGUGGAGGGAACUCAAGGCCUGAUUGGUUCGUCCUAAGCAGGACGCGACAGGGUUGGCAGGGCAACCGGCCUUCGGUUAGUGCCUUCAGUGGGUGCCUUCAGUUGGUGGCAUUCGGUUGCCUUUCCUGGGGAGAGGUGGCAGGUGCUCUACUCUGCAGUCGUGGGGGCAAGCGAAGGCCCAAGCUGCCCGAGAAGAGCAGAGUUGCCCCAUGGGGACCACGAUGACUUGUCACAUGUGCACCAAAGCCAGCCCCAGGCAGGGCCUGCGCAGGGCUUCUGCGGAGCCGUCCUGCGGCUCUGACAUCUAUGAGUGGGCAGCCAGCAAAGGCGAAGGCCCCAGCACAGAGGAGCAGAGGCGCCCGGAACACGCUGUCCCCCAAUGCCAGCCCCAAGCUGGGCCAACACUGGGUGCAGUGUUGGGAGCAGUCCUGCAGCUCUGAGAUCCACUAGUUGGAGGUGGGAGAAGUGCCAGAUUCCACUGAUUUGGAACCUGCCCGGCCUGAUUCCGGAGCCGUGACUUACAGCACAUUGGCUACCAGAAGACGCCCAAAGGGAGAGGAGCAGAAGACCUUCUGGUGUGGGCUGGGCAGCAAUUCACUUGAAGGAGAAACAGCCCGGGUGUGGAGAGGCGGCCAACCUUGGCGGGAUCCUUUCUAAGGAGCCAAGAAAUCAACGUAGAGCUUCCUCUAUCUAAUUCUCUAACAACUGCAGACCUUCCAUGAGUCAAGCUUUGUGUCAAAAGGACAAAUUAAAAGGACCUAUAAAAGGCAUCACCAAGCCCAAUGGACAGAUGCCCCAGGCUGCACAUUCUGUCAGUGCUGUUCUGGAAAAGGCCCAAACACAUGCUGAAACAUGGAAGGAUAAGAAGCCAGCCCUCGGGAACCGCCAGGAGCACCCUGGGCCCCGCACGGCCCCAAGUCCAGCCUGCCCCGCUUCCUCUGGUGCAGAGGUCCUGGGACACCAGCAGCAGCCCCGCCACGCCCCCCAAGGCCAAGAACACAGGCGGCAGGGGCUUCCCCGCCCUGCCAGACUACUUCCUGCCGCCACAGCCACCACCCCUGGACGACCCAGAGCUCCCGCCGCCCCUGGACUUCGUGCUCCCUCCCCCCGCAGUGGCCAAGAGGCCUCCUAUGCCCCACCCCCGCAAGAGACACGAAGCAUCAAUGUUCGGAAGCAGCAAGUGAAUAAAAUAAAUGCAUAAAAGUUAAA